CGAUUUGUUGCUAAACAAUUUAAUUUAGCUGGUCGUGAUAAUCUCGAGCAAGCUAAGGUUGACUCGGUUGUUGAUACAAUUGUUGAUCUGAUGGAAAAAAUUAUACCAGUAAUGUUGGAGAAAGAUGAACAAAAGAAACAAAAAGGCUUGGAAACAUUUCAACAAGAAGAUUUACCAAAGCAAUUACAAAAUUUGGAAACAUUAUUAACAAAUUAUGGUCAAACAGGUUUAGUCAAAAUACAAGAUUUCUUAGACAAAUAUCCAAAAUUAAAACGUAAUCAAGAUGAAGUUCAAAAUCAACCAAGAAUUGCUGCUUAUUUAAAAGCUAGACCACAAACAUUAUUUUAA
Molecule: messenger RNA, 348 nt
Organism: Didymodactylos carnosus
Lineage: Eukaryota; Metazoa; Rotifera; Eurotatoria; Philodinida; Philodinidae
Source: the annotation of a GenBank genome assembly